Messenger RNA from Linum tenue, 858 nucleotides. Lineage: Eukaryota; Viridiplantae; Streptophyta; Magnoliopsida; Malpighiales; Linaceae. The record is from the annotation of a GenBank genome assembly.
AGGCUAGAGGGCAAGGUAGCCCUGAUAACGGGGGGAGCAAGCGGGAUAGGCGAGAGCACGGCCAGGCUCUUCGCCAAGCACGGCGCUAAAGUCGUAAUCGCCGAUGUCCAAGACGACCUCGGCCGCUCCCUCGCUAAAACCAUCCAAUCCGACUCAACCUACGUCCACUGCAACGUGGCAAACGAGGCGGACGUCCAAAAUGCAGUAGACACCGCCGUUUCGAUGCACGGCCAGCUGGACAUCAUGUACAACAACGCCGGCAUCACGGGGACCUACAACACGGCCAUCUCGUCGUUGACUCGCGACGACUACGACAAGGUUUUCGACGUCAACGUGUACGGCGCCAUGUUGGGCGCCAAGCACGCGGCGCGUGUGAUGGCCCCGCGGAAGAGAGGUUGCAUCUUGUUCACGUCCAGCGUGGCGUCGGUUAGCUUUGGGGAGGUGCCACACCCGUACUCGGCGUCGAAGUCGGCGGUGGUGGGGCUGGCGAAGAAUCUGUGUGUGGAGUUGGGGAGGUACGGGAUAAGGGUGAACAGCAUCUCCCCCGGCGCGAUCCCGACUCCGAUGUCGGUGAUGGCGACGGGGCUGGGCGAGUUGAGGAAGGUGCAGGAGGCGGUGGCCGCGGUGGCAAACUUGAAAGGGGUGAUGGUGGAUGCGGAUGACGAUGUGAGGAAGGUGCAGGAGGCAGUGGCCCCGGUGGCGAACUUGAAAGGUGUGAUCGUGGAUGCGAAUGACGUGGCACAUGCGGCUUUGUAUCUGGAGAGUGACGAGACGAGGUAUGUCAGUGGGCUGAAUGUUGUGGUUGAUGGUGGGCUUUGCUUGAAUAGUCUUAUCUUGGGCAAGCAGUCACGAGACUAA